Molecule: messenger RNA, 1170 nt
Organism: Brachypodium distachyon (stiff brome)
Lineage: Eukaryota; Viridiplantae; Streptophyta; Magnoliopsida; Poales; Poaceae
Product: protein GLUTAMINE DUMPER 2
Exons: 1
Coding region: 159-671 (170 amino acids)
Biological process (GO): regulation of amino acid export
Source: RefSeq, a predicted model, not a curated record
UAGCACUGCACUGCGCUCUCACACAAUUACAACAGAGCAACAAGCAGCAACAACAACCACCUCUCAAGAACAGCAGAAAAAAAAAACAGCUCACUCAUCACACACCUCGUAGUUCAUUCAGAGGAGAAUCGAAACACACAAGAAAUCAGCCCAACACAAUGAGGCCAGGAGCAGGUUUCAAUGCAACGGCAGCGGCGGCCGUAGCCCCCGUGGCGGCCGCCGGAGCCGCGCAUUCGGCGUGGCACUCGCCCGUGCCUUACCUCUUCGGCGGCCUGGCCGCCAUGCUCGGCCUCAUCGCCUUCGCGCUCCUCAUCCUUGCCUGCUCCUACUGGAAGCUCUCCGGCUACCUGGAGGGCGGCGCCGCCGGCCGUGGCGAUGGCGCCGGCUCCGCCGCCGACGGCAUGAAGCCGGCGGCGUCUGACCUGCCGCCGCCGAUAUGGGAGGAGAAGAUCCUGGUGAUCAUGGCGGGCGACGUGAAGCCGACGUACCUGGCCACGCCCAUGUCGAGCAGAGCUUCCUCCUUCGGAGACCGCAGCAGCAAGGGAGAGGAGGGGGGAGAAGAGAAGAAAGUGCAGGAAGUCGCCUUGGCUAGCAUCAAAGUUGAUGAUAAUGGUGAGCACAGUGAGAGCCAGAGAGAAACUGAUGAUCACCACCGCAUCCCAGAGGUGUGACUGAGAUUUUGCUUCUUCUUCUUCAUUUAGGUUUAGGUAAUGUUUUGGUGGCCGGCUGAUAGGUCGAUCGAUGAGAUCACUCGAAUGGCUCAAAAUUGUUGGCAGAGCAAUUUUGUUUUGGUUUCCUGAAAAAAAUAUGGAGCACUUUGAUGCCUCCAGAUGCCCAGAUAGGAUAUAGAACGGGAUUGGAUAAAGUCCAUGUACACUGGGAAGUACGUGCAGACCCGAUCAGAGUCAUAAUUUUUGUGGGGUUGUGUGUGAUUCUGCAAUGACGAAAACGGAGCAGAGCCGAAUUGCCGACAGUAUGGCACAAGAGAACAGCAAUUUAUCAAGACCAUAUUUUUGUGGAGUUAUCUGUAACUUAAUUUUGCCAUGAUGGGAGUGAGAAAUGCAGCUUUUGCUAAGCCUCUUGUCCCUACAUAAAAAGUUGGUGCUUCUAUUUCCUUUGCUUUUGGGGUUUUUUGGCUCCUUGUAAUGGAAAUGAGAAUAUUUUUCUUCU